Molecule: messenger RNA, 1710 nt
Organism: Porites lobata
Lineage: Eukaryota; Metazoa; Cnidaria; Anthozoa; Scleractinia; Poritidae
Source: the annotation of a GenBank genome assembly
UCAGCUGGCAGUUACGAAGAUGAUAGUUGGUCUGACGGCAAUAAUAACUAUAUUGCGGAGUACUCUGGAGGUUCAUGUUCCGGUAUGUCCCAGACCCAGCUGAGUGAAGGCUGUUCUAAUAGUGACGACUGCAGCACGAUCACGUGCAAUAUGAAUUUCGUUGACGAGCCAAUCACAUUCAAGUUAAAGGUAUAGCCUGCAGAGCAUGCGUUUUUUUAACGAUAGCGCGACUGACCUAGAGGGCAACUGGAAAACUAUGUUAGGAGGGGCGGGCAAGGACGAGGGACCCAUCAACCACUCCCUUGGAAUCUUUUUUUGACUCGCCUUAACUCUCUGUCACUUCAACGUCCAAAUCGUUCGGGUUAUUUCAUCCCAAAGAUUCAGGGAAAUGCUUAAUUUUCUGCGUUUGUAACCGUAUUAAUGCCGGUAAGCCAACACGAAUGAGUACAACUAGCUCUUUUCACGAAAUCACGUUAUGCUUAUAAUAAUUAUCAUAACUAAAUAUUGGCAUUUUUUCUCAACAAGUCAACAAAUGCGAUGAACCUGUCACGGUAACGGCAUCCAUGGAUGUUCCGGAUCUAGGUGUCACGUGGUCUCACACGUACACAAGUGACGACAUCAUUGAAGUACCCGGAUUUACUGUAUCUUUGCCUUCUAUAUUCUCGGCUGGAGUGUACGUUCAAGUUGGACUCACUGAUAACGGAGACCGAUUGCAUCUUAAGGUAUUUUACAGUUAUCUCAUUGGCCAAUUCAUCGUGACGUCAAUACGUUUACUACUAAGGGGCAGGAGCCGAUAAGUAAUCGGCUCCUGUAAGGGGCUAGAGAUGACGUUGCGGUGAGUACAAGAAUAGGCCAUCUUCAAGUUCCAAAAACCGUCACUUUCAAAGCGAGGCAAAGUGCAAUGCUAUCAUUAAAGGCUAAUGUUGACCUUGAUUUAUGAAAUGAAACUUCGAAACUAUUCUUUGAUUCAACAGGUGAACCUUUUGGCCGGUGGUAAAGUGUUAGGAAAGAGUGUUUAUCCAGUAAAAGUCACUGUCAUACAGGGAGAUUUGCCAAUUUCCACUCACGAGUGCGGUGAGUACUAAUCAUACUUUUACAAAAACUUUUAUAGCAGAAGUACGCUUAUUCUACGAUGAAAAUCUGACGAGUUUAACUUAGUGCUUAAUUUUUGUCUGUUUUCGGUGUCAUGUUUGUAGAUGAGAGGGGAAAAAGCAGCCGCAACUGUUUUUCGAGAAUUAUUUAUCUCGAGCGGAGCGGGAACAGUUUUAAGGAAGUUUCUUGUUGCUGUGGACGGGUUCAAUCACCAAAUGACGUAGCAUAAAACAUUGAAAAGUCACUGAAAAAUACCCAAAGCACAAUUCAAAAGCAACCAACAAUAUGGUUUCCGCAAAACCACAGAACAGUCAAUUUGUAGAGUUCAAUCAAUUAAGUAUCGUUGAAUCUAUUUUUAAUAUAAAGUGUGCUUUUGUUGCAGGGAUCUUCGGGUGGUGGUACAACUUUUCCGAUAUUGAAAAGGCAGCAGUAAUUGGUGGACCUCUAUUGUUCAUCAUUCUACUAAUCAUUGCCUGUUGCUGUUGUUGCGGCUGCUGCAGGUCCCGUCCAACCAACCAAGGGGCUGUUAUCGUCACUCCCGCAGCUAUCCCUACAGCUGUCAUGGCAACAAGUACCAGGAGCACCGUUCCCAUGAAACCGCUGGUCAACGAGGCUUGA